Phyllostomus discolor (pale spear-nosed bat) is the source of this 4824-nucleotide messenger RNA. RefSeq names its product tigger transposable element derived 4 (gene TIGD4). Lineage: Eukaryota; Metazoa; Chordata; Mammalia; Chiroptera; Phyllostomidae. The record is from RefSeq and is a predicted model, not a curated record. Gene Ontology annotation, molecular function: DNA binding. The transcript has 3 exons. Gene Ontology annotation, cellular component: nucleus. The coding region runs from base 1872 to 3410 and encodes 512 amino acids.
GUUUCUUCAUUCCAGUUGAAUUUCUUCCUUCUGGUUCACAUUGUUGAUUUGAGUCCCAGUUGAUCAAUGGAACAUUUAAAGAAGCCCUUGAACAGUAGAAUGAGUAGAACAUAAGAGUAGACAUGGUUUUAACUACAAAGGGAAAAAAAACUGAAGUUAUUCGUAAUUCCAUUACCCAGAGUUAACAUUUAACAUUUUAGUUGCCUUUUUUCUAUGUGUAUAUAUUUUUUCUUCAUUUGUUCAACAAAUCAUUAGUGAGAACCUUUUUUUGUUGGCACUAAGCACUCUAGGAAUAGCCAUGAGCCCCUGGUUUUACGUCACUUUCAGUGUCUGUUUUAUCUGUUGGUAUACAGUUUUGUAUUUUGCUUCUUUCACUUAAUAAAGCAUUCAGUUUUCCUCAUAUCAUCAAAUAAUGUUUAGUGGCUCAGUAGUAUUUCAGCAUAGAGAUUUUCCUUAAUUUAUUUAUGUAAUACUUUUGGUUGCACAUUUAGGUUAUUUCCAAUCUUGUCUGUAAUUAUAAAACAACUGAGGAAUAUUAUAGUGUGGCAGAAUUCUAAGAUGAUUCCCAAUGAUCCUCACCUUGUAUAAUUCCCUCCCUUGUGAAUGUGAGAGGAUAUCAUUCCCAUGAUUAUGUUAUAUUACAUUCAAAAAGGAUUUUGCAGAUGUACCGUAUAUCGCCAUAUAUAAUGCACACUCACGUUUCUGUGCACAGCAUACAUGGGAUUAUUGUUACCCAUGGUAUUAAUCAUUAUACCCAUGUAUAAUUUGCAUCCUUAUUUUUCCCUCAAAAAUUUGGGCAAAAAAUGUGCCAUUUACAAGGCAAAAGACAGUAAUUAAGGUUACUAAUCAGUUGACUUUGAGUUCAUCAAAGGGGAACUAAUCUGGGUGCGCCUGCACCGAUUACAUGGGCCUUUAAAGAGCAGAGAGUUUUCUCCUGUUGGUGGCAGCAGAGGAAGUCAGAGAGAUUGGAAAUGUGAGCGAGAUUUGACAUGAGGAAGGUUCUCUGUUGCUGAAAUGAAGAAGGCCACAGGCAAGCCCCUGACAGAGGCCUCCAGGAGCUGACAGCAGUCUCUGCUGACAGCCAACAAAAAACCAGGGACGUCAGUCCUACAGCCACUAAGAGCUGAAGUCUGCAAAUGACCUGAAUGAGCUUGGAAGCCAGUGUACUCCCCAGAGCCUCCAGAUGAGAGUCCCAAAUGACUGACAUCUGGAUUUCUGCCUUAUGAGACCCUAAGCAGAGGACCCAGUUGAGCCCACUGGACUUCUGGACCCACAGAACUAAGUAUAUAUUACAAACCAUGCAAAGGCAAGUGAAAAUUCAAAUGACAGAGCAGAGCUAAAGAGCUUGUUACAGAGGCCCUUCCAAAGAGACAGAAGAUAUGUGGUCAAGCCCUAGAAGGAUUCCACUGUUUUCUUCUCUGCCCUGAAGACUUGGAAAUUAAAGGGUAACAUUUUGCAUAAAAAUUUCUGAACGCUGUUUGCUCUUAUCUCUGAGGCCUUUGUGCAGAAUUAACAGGAGGUUUAAUGCCCGAAUGGAUAAAAUGGAUCAUCUUAAAGGAUUGAAGUUCCAAAAAUACAUCAGCAGGACUGGACAGCUCUGACAUAAUGAGAUUUCUAUUUUCGCUUACUUCUGGAACUCUGAAUAGACUAUAAACUGUGCUACACAAGGUCUUGGGGAAGGAAGUUUCUCUUCUAAAUUAUUGCAUACUAUAUAUUUAGUCAUCAAUUUCCUAAGGAAUAAGACUUAGUACUAACUUUUUAAUAUAUGAAGUGGGAGAAAGGGCAGCAAUUGCUGUCACACUGGAAAAGCAACUUAAUUAAAGAAACAGACCCCAGGAAGAGGAGAAAUCUCUGGAUAAGCACUGGGUGAGAUGGCAGAAGCUUCUGCAGAUGCCUCAGCUCUGCCUGUAACAGUGAAAAAAAAGAAAAGUCUAUCCAUUGAAGAAAAGAUUGACAUCAUAAAUGCAGUAGAAAGUGGCAAGAAAAAAGCAGAGAUUGCAGCUGAAUAUGGAAUAAAGAAAAAUUCUUUGUCUUCUAUUAUGAAGAAUAAAGACAAAGUUCUAGAAGCUUUUGAGUCUCUGAGAUUUGAUCCAAAGAGAAAAAGACUGAGAACUGCUUUCUACACAGAUCUGGAAGAGGCAUUAAUGAGGUGGUAUCGAAUUGCUCAGUGUCUAAAUGUGCCAGUUAAUGGCCCAAUGUUGCGUCUAAAAGCUAACGAUUUUGCCCAGAAACUGGGACAUAAUGAUUUUAAGUGCAGUAAUGGAUGGCUGGAUCGCUUUAAAUCCAGGUAUGGCUUAGUAUUCAGAGCUCAACCUGUAGAAGCUACAGGUGUAUCAGCAGACCCUUCAACUGUUUGGCACCAAAAUGUACUUCCUUAUUAUUUAAAUGAUUAUCAUCCUAAAAAUGUUUUUAAUAUAAAAGAGACUGGGCUGCUUUAUCGAAUGUUGCCUACAAAUACAUUUGCAUUUAAAGGAGAAACAUGCUCAAUUGGAAAGUUAUGCAAAGACAGAAUAACUCUGGUGGUUGGGACAAACAUGGAUGGCUCAGAGAAACUUCCUUUGCUUAUCAUUGGGAAAAACAGAAAUCCACAUUGUUUCAAAGGUAUAAAAUCAUUGCCUGUGCAUUAUGAAGCUAACAAAAUGGCAUGGAUGACCUCAGAUGUAUUUGAAGAGUGGAUGCGGAAGCUUGAUGAGAAAUUUCAAGCCCAGCAACGAAGAGUAGUAAUUUUUGUUGAUUCUUUUCCUGCACAUCCAGAGGUCAAGAACCUAAAGUCCAUUGAGUUAGCAUUUUUCCCAUCAUGCUUGUCUUCCAAAUUUAUAGCUAUGAAACAAGGUGUUAUUCAAAGCCUUAAAAUCAAAUAUCGACAUUGUCUUAUCAAGAAAUUUUUAAGUUCUGUUGAAGGCAGCAAAGAAUUUACAUUUUCCCUGCUAGAUGCAGUGGAUACCUUGCAUCUCUGUUGGAGGGCUGUAACCCCUGAGACUAUUGUCAAGAGCUAUGAAGAGGCAGGAUUCAAAUCUCAACAGGGAGAAAGCGACAAGACAAAUGCAGAGACUGACACCGGUCUCGAUUUGGUUGCCCACGCGCAGGCAGCAGGAGUGGAAUUUCCCGAAGGCUUAUCUAUAGAAGAGUACGCUGCGCUGGACGAUGAUCUGGAGACGUGUGAGGCAGCGCCGAAUGGUGACGAGGUAUGGACCAAAGACAGUGAAUCAGACGAAACCGGAUUUUAUGUUUCUGAUGAAGAGGAUGACGGUGGAUCUCUGGGAACUGAACUCCCUUUACCAUCAAAAACCGAGGCAGUAACUGCUUUAGAUACUCUUAAAAUUUUUCUUAGAAGCCAAGAUAUGAAUGAUGAGCUUCAUAAUUCUUUAGCAGACCUUGAAAUUUUUAUUAACUCUUUGUCAUCUAAGUAAUUAUUAUAUAACAUCUGAAGAGCAAUAGCGUUACCUGCUGUAUUUUACUAUAUGAGGUAUAGAAAAGGAAAAUACCACUUAAACAUAAAAAAUGAAAAAUUAGUAGUCUUCGGUUUACUUGCAGAUGUCUUUGAUCUGAAUAGAAAAAUUCCCUAGGUAGAUUAAAUAAUCAUUAAGUAAAUGAAAAACUUGAAUUUCAAAUUAGCAAGCUUUUGGAAAGUAGAAAUGUGUAUCAGAGGCCUUGUACUUGAGAGAUAUAGUAUAUAUGCUAAAAAUAAAAAAAUUCUCCAGCUGUCUGAUUUAUACAGGUUGACUCAGUGAUUGCUAUUUCCUUUUUUUUAAUGUUCAGAUUAUGUUCCAGAAUAUUUUAAUUUAUCUACCUCACCUAAGAAACAAAAUAUCUAUUAUUGCUUAGUUAUUUGAUUUUAAUACAUAUAUGCACAUAUAACUAGACUCUUAAGUAUCAAGUAUUAAUUUUAAAUUACUUAAUUUUUCUCACAACUAGCUAAUCCUCCUAAGAAAUUAUAAAAAACUACUAAAAAUAAAAUCUUACCCAAUUAUACACCAAAAUGAUUUCAAAUUUGUCUUAAUUAUGUUCAAGUUAUUUCUACAUAAGGUCAAACAAAAGACUAUGACCUUGUCAGAUUCUUUAAAUGUAUAACCAGAAGAUGCUAUGGAUUCUCCCUAAAUACUUGUAUGUAUGUCUAAUAGCAAAGUACAUUAUUGAAACAUUUAUUAAGCUCUUAAGAUAUUUAUAUUUUAAUAAGACUACUCUUAAAAGUAAAUACGAAGGUUACAUAUGCUGUUACUAGAAAAGAAAAUAACUUAUGUGGUUCUUAGUUUUCUAAUUUUAACAGCUGAAGCUUAUAAUCUGUAAUAUUUAAUUGUUUUCUUGAUUUUACUGAAUUUUAUUUUUAGGAAAAACUGACUUGUCCUUUUAGCAUAUUCUAAUGUAUUUAAUCCCUCCCUCCACCCCUAUAGUAAUAUUUUGGAUUAAAAAUCUGUUUGAGGAAGCUUUGUCUACCAAAUGUUUAAAAAUAUUGUAUAAAAUUAUUUACUCUUCAUCUAUAAAAGUUUUAAACAGUAGAAAUAUAACAAUGUGUCAAACUUUUCUAUUUUUAAAUUAUAAAUUGUAUGCUUAUUUAAGUUAGAGCUAAUUCAGGGCUCCAUUUGAAAAGUAUUUUGAAACAAUGUAAAAUGUUAUUCAGAUUAUUUUUAAUAUGAAUUAUUAUUAGUGUGACAACAAAAGACAUAUUUGGAAGGAAAUAUUUAUAGAAAGUGUUUUUAUUUUCCACUGUUGAUUUACUCUGCUUUUGAGAUUUUAUAAUAGCGAGGCUUAAAAAUGUAUUAAAAUGAAGAGAGUUUCUUUUAGAGUGAAAUGUGGAUUAUUUAAAUUGAAUUAAAGGCAUUCUUA